GUGGCGCUGACACCCACCUCUUGGCUAUCUCCACUAUCCCUGCAGUAGUGUGGAGCCAGAGCACACAAGAGCACUAGCAGCAGCAGCGACCCUGCAGCCCGCCGGAUUCACUGACUAGCAUCAUCCCGACAAGAGAGAGGGAGAGAAAGAGAGAGAGAGAGAGAGAGAGAGAGAGAGAGGCUGGGCAGUCCCUUUCUGUCUGUUCUUUGCCUUCACAGAGCAUGCACUCACUUCUCUGAUGAGUGAAUGUGUGUGAGUGAGCGUGAGCGAGAGAGAGAGAGAGAGAGAGAGAGAGAGAGAGAGAGAGAAACAGACAGUGAGAAGGAGAGGACGCUGAGUGAAAGUGUGAUACAGGGUGAAUUCUAAAGAGCAGAGGAUAUGAGAGCACCGCUGGCGUCCUGUGUGUGAUUUUUUACCGGUUGGACAGUUUCAUCGCAGAAGCCACUAGGUAUUUGGUUCUCUACUGCAAGCCAACAGAUUCUGCUGGAUACAGGUGAAUUUCGUGAAUAAUCCACUAGCAUUCCAGCCACUCUGAAUGUUGGUUCAUCAAUGUCCUCCAGAAAUUCCCCACCAUUCUGCCUGGGAUCUAUGGACCAUUUGUCUGACUGACGUCCCUUGUGGAAUUUAGCAGAGAAUCUCCCCACUUCAAAGAUCUUCCAAUGCUCACAGGGAACUGCUGGUUGCUGUUCCUCUGGUGUAUGUUGGACAAAGGCUUCGUCGCUCCCCUUCGCUCUCCGUCCCACGGCAGGAUGGGGAAGGAGCACCAGCGGAGCGCGACGGCCCUGAGGAGGCAGGGGAUCUCCGGAGUUCAAAGGGUUAAGAGAGGAUGGGUGUGGAACCAGUUCUUUGUUCUGGAAGAAUAUAUGGGUUCAGAACCACAGUAUGUUGGGAAGCUCCACACUGACAUGGACAGGGGAGAGAGCAUGGUGAAGUACACGCUGUCCGGAGAGGGAGCGGGCUCCAUUUUCACCAUAGAGCCCACGACCGGAGACAUCCAUGCCUUAAGGAGCCUGGACAGGGAGGAGAAGCCUUAUUAUACCCUACGAGCCCAAGCGGUGGACAUGCGCACCGGCCGGCCGCUGGAGCCCGAGUCCGAGUUCGUCAUCAAGGUGCAGGACAUCAACGACAACGAGCCCAGGUUCCGGGGCGGCCCGUACGCGGCCUCUGUGCCGGAGAUGUCACCCGUAGGCACUUAUGUGACCCAAGUGACAGCGAGCGAUGCUGACGACCCCACCUAUGGAAACAGUGCCAGGAUCGUGUACAGCGUCAUCCAUGGGCAGCCAUACUUCUCAGUGGAUUCAAAAACAGGGAUUAUCAGGACAGCUUUGCCAAACAUGGACCGGGAGGUAAAAGAAGUUUACCAGGUCCUGAUUCAAGCCAAGGACAUGGGGGGCCAGCUGGGGGGGCUGGCAGGGACCACCACCAUCAACAUCACCCUCGGCGACGUCAACGACAACCCCCCCAGAUUCACCAAAAGUAUCUUUCAUCUCCGCGUCCCAGAGUCCUCUCAUGUUGGGUCAGCCGUGGGCAAGAUCGUUGCUCAUGACCUAGACCACGGGAAGAAUGCCCAAGUGGAGUACAGCAUCGUUCCUGGGGACGGAGGCACCAUGUUUGACAUUGUCACCAAUGAACUCAACCAGGAAGGCAUAGUGAUCCUGAAAAAGCGACUGGACUAUGAGACCAGAAAGGCAUACACUUUCAAAGUGGAAGCUUCUAAUGUGCACUUGGACCCUCGGUUCCUGUUCCAGGGGCCGUUUAAGGACACGGCGACGGUGAAGGUGAACGUUCUGGACGUGGAUGAGCCCCCUGUGUUCAGCAAGCCCCACUACAGCAUGGAGGCCUACGAGGACACACCUGUGGGCAUCAUUGUAGGCGCAGUGAGAGCACAGGAUAUGGAUGUAGGCAACAGUCCAAUUAGGUAUUCUCUGGACUGGAACAGGGAUUUAGAGCAUGCAUUUGACAUUGACCCAGUGGAGGGACUUAUCACAGUCAGUGAGUUCCUGGACCGGGAGACUGUAGCACAACACAACAUCACAGUUGUUGCUACUAAAGUUAACAACCCACUACUGUUUAGUAUGGCUGGUGUCACAAUUACCGUGCUGGAUGUCAACGAGUUUGCCCCUGAGCUUGUCAUUCCACCUGAGACAAUUGUUUGUGAAAAUGCCAAAGUUGGCCAGGUGAUCCAGACGAUCAGUGCACAGGACAGAGAUCUCUCUGCAAUGGGUCAGAGGUUCUACUUCAAGGCACUCAAAGACGUACGGAAUAGGAACUUCACCAUACGGGACUUUGGAAACAACACGGCGGGCAUCGUGGCGCGGCGCUCUGGCUUCAGGCGGCAGCAGCAGCGCUGGUACGCCGUGGCCGUGGUGGUGGAGGACGGCGGCUACCCGGUGCUGAGCAGCACGGCCACGCUGUCGGUGCAGGUGUGCUCGUGCCGGGCCGGCGGCGCGCUGCUGUCGUGCAGCGCCGAGGCCGUCUUCCUGCCCGUGGGCUUGAGCACCGGCGCGCUGGUGGCCAUCCUGCUUUGCGUCGUCAUACUGCUGGUGAUUGUGGUGCUCUAUGUGGGCCUGAGACGGCAUAAGGACAAGGAGGCCCUCAUGUCCUCCAAGGAAGACAUCAGGGACAACGUGAUCCACUACGAUGACGAGGGAGGGGGCGAAGAGGACACGCACGCCUUCGACAUGGGAACUCUCCGCAACCCCAAGGCUGUGAAGGAGACCGCACUCCGACGGGACGUCAGGCCAGACGGACGCUCUCUGUCGGACCUGGCCCGCGCCUCCACCGCAGCCGCCGAGGACAGCGAGGACAUCCGCACGUACAUCCACCAGCGGCUCAUGGAGAACCACGCCAGCGGCUCCACGCCGCCGUAUGACUCACUGGCCACGUACGCGUACGAGGGGGAGGGCUCGGUGGCCGAGUCCCUUAGUUCCAUUGAGUCAUGGGGCGGGGACCCCGAGGAGGAGUUCAAGUGCAUCAGUGACUGGGGCCCACGCUUCAAGAUGCUGGCAGGCCUCUUUGAAGAGCAGGAUGCACAGGCCACAGAGGUCAGUGACAACAAAGACUCUCACUGACAAGAUGUUUUUUUUUCUGACUAUUAUUCUGUUUGUUUGUUUGUUUGUUUGAGGGUGCCAUUGUGACAUUUCAAGGAACACAACAAAAACAAACAAAACAAUAUGACAAUACCAAAACAGACUUUUUUUCUGGUUUUGAUUUCCCCCAUAUUGUUGGUCCUUUUUUUUGGUUAUCUCUCUCAUUCUCUCUGUUUCUGUGGAUUGGGGUCACCGUAGUCUGGAGUGAAAGUCACAUUCUGAAACAUUGUAGACGUUGUCAUUCGUUAGUUGUUUAUAUUUGUCAAAAAAAAAAUGAGAUAGUAGGGUGUCUGUUUUUUUGGAAUUCUCAGUAUUCCUUCUGAUAUCUCAUGAAGUGCCUCAGGAACGGUUGUUUUGUAACUCUAUGCUUUGCUUCAUCAAUUCAGAAGGCCUGCAAAAUAUAUGAAUAGUGUAUGUAGCAAACUCACAAGUCCUAGACAACAACAGAUCUGUCAAAUGGAAAGAAAGGACACUGUGCUCAUUACCUCCUACCCCUCAGUUUGCCAAAACACAGUGGUCAUCAACUAUUUGUAAGUGUACAAUGAAUUUAAGUGAAAAUUUGUAAUACAGAUAAAUAAUUAAAAAAAAUAUUAAAUGGAAAAAGCACAAUUACUGUGUAUGAAGUUGCUACAUAAAGUGUCCUCAACCUGGUCACAGUCGAGUUCUACCACCUCUGCAUGGUUUUAAGUAGUUUGAGGCUGAAAAAUAAAAUGGAGGAGUUUCUUGGUUCAUUAA
Molecule: messenger RNA, 3824 nt
Organism: Clupea harengus (Atlantic herring)
Lineage: Eukaryota; Metazoa; Chordata; Actinopteri; Clupeiformes; Clupeidae
Gene: cdh12a
Product: cadherin 12a
Biological process (GO): multicellular organism development; cell morphogenesis; adherens junction organization
Cellular component (GO): adherens junction; plasma membrane; catenin complex
Molecular function (GO): beta-catenin binding; calcium ion binding; cadherin binding
Source: RefSeq, a predicted model, not a curated record